AUGGGAUCGAGUCCGGUAGGACAACCGAUUGCUGUAAACUCCAUUCCUGCAAUUGAAAGAAUGGAAAAUUCGAAUAACAGUGGUUCACUAAAACGUCGAGGUAUUUGCUCGGGAGAUUCAGAAUCAAUCUGCAGUGGCGACAGUAUUUUUCUAGUGGAAUUAGAUUGUAAUACUAAAUUUGUCAAAAGUCAAAAGCCUUGUCCUGAUGGGACAACUUGUGUAUUCAACGGCAAGACUGCAAAAUGUUCAUAA
This is a messenger RNA of Entrophospora sp. SA101, 252 nucleotides long. NCBI's taxonomy places the organism in Eukaryota, Fungi, Glomeromycota, Glomeromycetes, Entrophosporales, Entrophosporaceae. The record is from the annotation of a GenBank genome assembly.